AUGGCUGGUGGACUCGGCCAACGGCCACUGUCCGAAGUGAGCCCGAUGGCGCAGCGACGCAACUCCCCUAGUUGGAACCAGACUAGCAAGGUGCCGAGUGGGGAGAUGACCACUUGCGAUGUUUCACCUAAGAACAAUGGGGCCUCCCCGCACCUCUUUUGGAAGGGUCGUGAAUCCCCAUCUCCUUUUUCCAAGGGCGCGGAAAAUCGUGCGCCUUACGACCCAGAAUCUGUGUACCUGCCCACUAGACGUCCAUCCCUCGAGGAUUUGAAGCGGGUGUCGCGAGUGAAGAACCACAAUAUGUUCCGUGAAAGCGGACAAGAAUACGACCCUGCGCGGGUUUCGGUGCCUCACCGGCCAUUGGCUGCGGAUCGGUCUCCUAACCGAGAGAGCCAAAUGAACCUCGCCAAGUCGCAGUUCACGGAUGAAGAAGCCGAUGAAAUACCGCGACCACAUUCGCCUAGCAAGGAGCAGCCAUCCCCGAGCAAAUCAUCGCUGUCCAAGGCCACUCGAUACGGCAAGGGCUUUGACCCGCAAAAUGAUAUUUGGUCCGAGUAUGAUAGUGCUGGUCACCGCCAUGCUAAGAGUGUUACCUUCGAUGCUGCCCCACCUCAGGUUAAUGAAUAUGAGAUGAGAACUCCCGAUCCAGCUUCCUUGGCCUCCGAGUCCCGCGAGAACAGUUAUGAUUCAGAGGACUACGAGGAUGUCAGCUUUGAACACGAGUCAUCCGUGGAGCGUGAUGACAGCUUUGACGCAUCUCUCGAAGACAUUGAAAAGACACCGGUUGUUUUGCCAGAUGAAUGGCGCUUCAUGAGUCCUGGAUUCGAUGGAGAAGGUGACUCCUUCGCAGAGACAGUGGAUGAUGAAGCCGUCGAAGACCGGCCAGUCUCGCGUGGCGGUGAAUCUUCGCAUCACUCUCGUGUUGAGUCAUUAGAUUCAAAUGGCGAGAGACGGCCCUUGCCACCUUUGCCCCCAUUGCCUUCGGUGUCUCGUACGUCUGGUUCUCGACCCUCCUCAGCAAGCAAGACAUCAGAUGCCUUUGAGCUAGGUAGCGGUAGUCAACGUGGACUGCCUGCUCCCCUCGCUCCGGCUUCCUGUAAAAAGGCUGAUAUCGAUGGAGAUAUGUCCCUAGAGGACAGACUUUCCCUCAUGAUGCUGCAAGAUCAGAAGCCCUCUGGUCACGAUGAUAACGAAGAGGAGACAGCCGAGCGUGGCGUUAGCCCCAUGCCCAAAGAAGAGGACCCUGAAUCUACCCUUGAAGAUGAUGAGGGGGAGAGCUACGAGGAUGACGACUUUUUUGGCGAUGACUCCCACAUUGCAUCAAGCCCUCAUGCUUACGACCAUUACGAUCCCGAUGUUCCCAUCCCGUCAUUGGAAAGCGAUGAAGAUGAUGCUUCCAGUGUGAUUAUUAAGGAAGAAGCCCAUGAUGAUGACUUAUACGCCAUCCCGGAUUACUAUCAGAACUCCUCGGAUCACAGCCUUUCGUCUCGCGACCACCGCGCCAAAUAUGACGAAGACAGCAACUAUUCGCUAAAGUCCGCGGCUGAAGCUGGUGCGAAUGAGAACGCCAAAGGCUCUGGCCAGACUACUCCAGUCCCUGCUGAGGCGAGCCCUGCUCCUCCAGCAUCCACCCAAGGAAACGAAGUUGAGAAGGCGGAGUCCCAGGAAGACCACCAUCUAGACAUAGCCUCUCUUCGUCAAUCACUUGGUCGCCCUGCCACUCCCGAGAUCAAAGAGGAGCCAAUCUCGGAGCCAUCCACCCCAGACUCGGUGAUCCGUCAUCCGAUCGAGGGCGAUGAUGAUGAUGAGCAAUUUGACGAUGAACAAGACGUGGAGAGCUCAUCGGACGAGUCUGUCCCUGAGCCGGUGGCUACUAUUCGGGCCCCUGGCGCUGGAUUGAAGACUCGUCCAUCACUGACCCCUGCAGAUAUGGAGGCUAUGGCCGCUACUCGCCGAAAGAUUAGCGGUCAAUACAUCCCUCCUGUCCCUCCGAUGCCGGCUUUCAAUAAGCAGACCGCCAACGAUGCCCAGGAGCCUGAAAAAGAAGCUCCCAAGACCGACAACGCCCCACAGCUGGCACUUCCUGCUAAUCUUACCCAGCGUCAGUCUAGCUUGAUGCAGUUGGACAUUCCGUUCAGCAUCCAGGAGGAAAGCCUUGGAUCCGGCUUGACUAAGGAAUUUGAUCGUGUCAUUGAAUCUCAAAAGGUGGCGUUCAACCUAGCUCUUUCCAUUCUUGAUGUUUCCCCCAUGCCGGUCCGCCUCAUCCAACUGCUGGCUUCUCAAACCCCAGGACAUUUCACCCCAGCCAGCCCUAAGUCACCAGCUAACAAAGAAUCAAUGAAGCAGAGAGGAUAUUUGAUGCGACAGAACACUAAAGUCGUUAUUGCCAGCAACCGAAAUGAGGAGGAGCCUGCUGUUCCAAUCGAUUCAUCCACACAAGAUCCCCGUGGCACUCGUUCUGCUGGCUCAUCACCCCGCAAAGCCAGCCAGCAGACAUGGACAACAGAGCCCUGGAAUGGACAGCCAAGGAAGCCCAGUGUGAAAUUGGCAGGUGGCCUCCCGAAGAAGAAGCCGGUAGGUGGAGCUGUUCCUCCACUUCCUGGUCGUCAGAGCAAUGUACUGGAGACUCCAGCCACUAUUGAUGAGAAUGAGCCGCUUGGUCAGGAGGUCUAUGAAGACGGCGAGGAACGUGGUCGCAUCUUCGUCAAGGUUGUGGGAAUAAAGUACAUGGAUCUGCCUCUCCCGCGUGGCGAACGAUCUUACUUUUCCCUUACUCUUGACAACGGCCUGCAUUGUGUGACCACUUCAUGGCUUGAGCUUGGGAAGUCAGCUCCCAUCGGUCAAGAAUUUGAGCUGAUUGUGCAAAAUGACCUCGAGUUUCAAUUGACUCUGCAAAUGAAGGUCGACGAAAAUAAGCUGUACCCACAGGAGGCUGCCAGCUCUCCUCGCCAAAAAGCCUCAACUCUCAGUCGUGUCUUUGCCUCGCCUCGCCGUCGCAAAGAGUUGGACUUGCAGCAGCAGAUGCAAUCUCAGCAACAUAAAACAAAGGACAUCAAUGCCCCUGUUUGGGAGCGCCUGCGCAACGUUGUUGCACGGGACGGCAGUUUCGCUCGUUCAUACGUGGCUUUGAGUGACCACGAAAAACAUGCAUAUGGCCGCCCUUACACGGUUGAUGUUCCUUGCUUCAACGAGUGGGCAGUCGAUGAGCAGCCCAGUAGCGUCAAGAGUAAGAAGAGUGCAACCAGCAUCACUGCCCAACGCCGCCCACCUUACAAGAUCGGAAAGCUGGAGUUGCAGUUGCUUUUCGUCCCCAAACCCAAGGGUGGCAAGGAUGAUGACAUGCCCAAGAGCAUGAAUGCCUGUAUUCGCGAGAUGCGCGACGCUGAGAGUGUUGCAUCCCGCAGCUGGGAAGGGUAUCUCUCUCAGCAAGGUGGAGAUUGUCCGUACUGGCGUCGCCGUUUCUUCAAGCUCCAGGGCUCGAAACUGACCGCCUACCAUGAAACAACACGGCAACCCCGUGCUACGAUCAAUCUGGCUAAGGCUGCUAAGCUAAUUGAUGACCGCUCAUCUCUCAUGCAGAAAGAGCCCAGUGGUAAGAGCGGUGGCCGACGAAAAUCUGCAUUCGCCGAGGAGGAGGACGGCUACAUGUUCGUGGAAGAGGGAUUCCGCAUCCGGUUUGGCAACGGAGAAGUCAUCGAUUUCUAUGCGGAUAGUCCAUCUGCUAAGGAAGGAUGGCUUCGGGUGAUGUCAGAGGCUGUGGGCAAGGGCUCCACCUCCAACGGUCCAAUCAAGGCCUGGGCUGAUCUCGUUCUCAAACACGAACGAAACAUGAAGUCUCGACGACAGACUGCGGAUCGUUUCCCUCCUAGUGGGAUUCCCACCCCUUCAUCGCCUGUCAGGCCAAGUGCAGUCAUGGCACCCCCGUCUUCAGCGGGUUCGGCGGCGCCGGCGCCCCAACCCAGUCGUCCCCGCCACAAGCACACUUAUUCUCAACCUGAGAUGCCUAGUGCUGAAGCUCGCCGACAGAAGACUCGAUCCCUCAUGUUCUGA
Molecule: messenger RNA, 4050 nt
Organism: Penicillium longicatenatum
Lineage: Eukaryota; Fungi; Ascomycota; Eurotiomycetes; Eurotiales; Aspergillaceae
Gene: bud4
Exons: 5
Coding region: 1-4050 (1349 amino acids)
Molecular function (GO): GTP binding
Source: RefSeq, a predicted model, not a curated record